Messenger RNA from Tripterygium wilfordii, 1581 nucleotides. RefSeq lists its product as uncharacterized. The record is from RefSeq and is a predicted model, not a curated record. The transcript has 6 exons. NCBI's taxonomy places the organism in Eukaryota, Viridiplantae, Streptophyta, Magnoliopsida, Celastrales, Celastraceae. The coding region runs from base 1 to 1581 and encodes 526 amino acids.
AUGCAUCAUGAUCUUGAAAUAUUUGCUUGCUAUUCUAAUGGUUCUGUUUGUUCUUGGCAGAUAGUUGAGUCCAUCAAGGGGGCUCUCAACGUCACUGCAGAUCCUGUCACCUUAUUCAGUUGUUGGAAUCCAUUAAUAUGUAGUCAGAUGUCAGAUUCGGGUCAUAGGAAGGAUUCUGGGAAAGGGACAUCAACUAAUAGGGGUCACCUAAGGAAAUACAGGCUUAGGGUUUCUAAUGACAGCCCUACACCGUCCUCUAUAGCUUCACCACCUCCAUCAACUGUUCCACCAUUUUUGUCCACUAAUUUGCCACCACCUCCGUCCACUUUGCCACCAGCUUUAACAAGUUCUAGCCCAAGUACUUCACAAAAUAUAAAUCCUCCUACAGGGUCACCACCCAUUAAUCAAACACAUGCUACCAGCUCUAGUCAUGCAGAGGUCAGUGAGACACCGAAUCCAAAGAAGCAGUUAAUAGAGCCUGAUGGAGAAGGAUUUCAUCCACAUAAGCCUGCGAUUAGUGGCAUAUCAGAAAUAGUUCGGAGCAAAUUUGAUAUGCCCUAUCCCUCAUGGAAGAAAAUACCCCCAGAAGUUCGAAAGAUGUGGUUUAGAGAGUUUGAGAAGAGAUUUACUUGGCUGUCUCACCAUGAUCCACUUAUUCGCGCUAAUUUUGAGAAGCGUGGGGCAGCUCGAAUGAAAGAUAUGUUAUCAGAUGUGUGUGUUAGAGGGAUCAAGCCGGACUGGAUUGUUGAUUCAGUGUGGGAGGCACUCUGCAACCACUGGAGUUCUGAACACUUUAAGAAGAUAAGUGUGCAAAACAAGAGCAAUCGUACUUCCUCUGAAAAUGGUGUUUCAUUGCAUACAGGCGGCUCCGCCCCUGCCACUAAACAUGCAAGAAAGAUGGAAGAAGAGUUGGGUAGGAAGCCAACUGUAGCUGAAUUAUUUAUGCGCAUGCAUAUGAAAAAGAACAAGACUUGGGUUGAUACUAAAUCCGGGAUGACAUAUAACAAAUUUACUGAUAAGAUGAGUCAGCUAGAGGCAAGUCAGAGCACAGGGGAAGGGUCAUGUAGUGGUGAUCAACAUGCUGAUCAGCCUUUACCAUCUGAAUUAGACGUAUGGAAGGAAACAGUUGGUGGGAAGAGAAAAGGGAGGUUGUAUGGACUCGGUUUACAGUCCACAGUGGUUUCAGAUGCUUCUUCCCGGUAUUCAAGUUUCUCAAAUCAUUGGGAUGAAGAUGAAUACAUUCAAGAAAAAGUUAGGACUCAUGUUUCUUCACUUAGUGCUGAGUUUAAUACUCAGUUAGAGACAGAACGAAAUGGAAGAGCUGAGUUGGCUGCUCGUCUGGAGUCAUUGCAGCAGGAAAAUAUCCAAUACAAACGUUUGCACUCCAAGGCGAUGAAGAAGCUUAAUAAAACAAACAAGAUGGUUAGUCUUCUUUUCAAACAAAUGAAUGUCAAAGCUAUUCAUGGAGCUUCUACUUCAUCUCAACUACCACUUGAUGAAGAUGAAUGUGAGGAUGAUGAAGAUGAAGGUGGGGAUGAGGAAGAUGAAGGAGAUGAGAGUGAGGAUGAUGAAUUGGAUUGA